Messenger RNA from Sardina pilchardus (European sardine), 845 nucleotides. RefSeq names its product potassium voltage-gated channel subfamily E member 2-like. Gene Ontology annotation, cellular component: membrane. The transcript is spliced from 2 exons. Gene Ontology annotation, molecular function: potassium channel regulator activity; delayed rectifier potassium channel activity; voltage-gated potassium channel activity involved in ventricular cardiac muscle cell action potential repolarization. NCBI's taxonomy places the organism in Eukaryota, Metazoa, Chordata, Actinopteri, Clupeiformes, Clupeidae. The record is from RefSeq and is a predicted model, not a curated record. Bases 96 to 443 code for a protein of 115 amino acids. Gene Ontology annotation, biological process: potassium ion export across plasma membrane; ventricular cardiac muscle cell action potential; regulation of ventricular cardiac muscle cell membrane repolarization.
UAGCCGUGUGUACCAGGCACUUGCUGAUGUAUGAGUGUUAGCUUUUUUACUUUCAUACCCGCAAAGGAAGAACUCAACUCCCGCUACAUCUGGUCAUGCAGGCUGAUUUGUCGAAUCUGACCCUCCACCUGGAGAACUCGCUGACGCGGACGCUGACCGACUACCUGAACAGCUGGACCUGGAACGCCACGGAGGCGGACCGGAAGCUGGACGCGCGCCUGACCGAGGAGAACUUCCGGAACGUCAUCUGGUACCUGAUGGUGAUGAUUGGCAUGUUCGCCUUCAUCGUGGUGUCCGUCCUGGUGAGCACGGUCAAGUCCAAGCGGCGAGAGCACUCGGACGACCCCUACCACAAGUACAUCGAGGGGGACUGGAACGCCGACCCCGCCCUGGUCAUCGCCAACGCCGGCUCCAAGGACCUCAGCGGACUGGCCUCUCCCUGAGGGCCCCAACCUCUGCUGCUGUUAGCCUCUCUCGACCGUAUCACCACUCUCAGCCGAGGGGCACCUAUGUGUCGCUCGAUGGAGCUUUAAGCCCUCAGUGUUGUUUUUGACUAACCCCAACCCCAACCCCAACCUUAACCUUAACCCAUGUCUAGCGACUUCUAGGCAGCGCUGCCUUGAAGACAACGUUGGGGGCUUAAAACACCAAGAAACCUAUGAAUCACUGCCCUUAUGAAGAUGAAUAUGUCCUUUACAAGAUUGCUAUUUAUGUGAUGAUUGCGUCAAGUUGACCUCUAAGCAUUACAACCUAAAGUCCACUAGAAGUGGAGUGUUGAAAUGAAUGACACUAUAUAUAUAUAUGAGAGAAUGCCAUUUUUAACGUUGUCCUAGUGACCACCAUGG